Aspergillus nidulans FGSC A4 is the source of this 1673-nucleotide messenger RNA. It is a transcript of the gene amcA, whose product is annotated as protein amc-1. Gene Ontology annotation, cellular component: mitochondrial envelope; mitochondrial membrane; membrane. The transcript has 2 exons. The record is from RefSeq and is a predicted model, not a curated record. Gene Ontology annotation, biological process: L-arginine biosynthetic process; mitochondrial L-ornithine transmembrane transport; ADP transport. Gene Ontology annotation, molecular function: L-ornithine transmembrane transporter activity. Lineage: Eukaryota; Fungi; Ascomycota; Eurotiomycetes; Eurotiales; Aspergillaceae. The coding region runs from base 336 to 1316 and encodes 326 amino acids.
CUGCAACGAACCACCUGCCGAAGCCAAAAGGCGCCCCCACCACUCAAAAUAUCCCGCAUUUCGGCCUUUCUACUGCUCGAGCUUGCAAGCGAUGCUUUCUAGUUUCUGAGCUCUUCAGGUACCACGCGUGGAUUGGGCAACGCCAAACCCCUCGUCGGUACACCGCCCCUCACACUCUGUCUCUUAAACACCUUGCACCCAUCCUUUCUACGAUGCUUUCCCGAUAAAAUCUACCAACUACUCUUCCUUCCUUCCUUCCUUCCUUCCUUCCUUCCUUCUUUUUCCUCCUCUACUCGGACGACCGUUGGCUUUAAGCGCUCAGCAUAUCCAUCCCUAUGGCGGCUACCGAAAGUGCGUUGACGAUACACAAUGAUAUCUCAAUGGAGCUGCCUGAACUAGCCCCCAAUCAAGGUCUAGAGGCCUUCAAAGAUAUUGUUUUUGGAUCAGCUGCAGGAAUGAUAGGCAAGGUCAUUGAAUAUCCCUUUGACACGGUCAAGGUUAGGCUUCAGUCACAACCGGAUCACCUUCCUCUCCGAUACAAUGGGCCGUUAGAUUGUUUCCGUCAGUCAUUCCAGGCAGAGGGUCUUCGGGGUCUCUAUCGGGGAAUCAGCGCUCCGAUGGCGGGAGCUGCUGUAGAGAACAGCUGCUUGUUCUUCAGUUACCGUGUGGUUCAAGAGCUACUUCAGGCCUCGUACUAUUCCUCGACAGAGCCGUUACCGUUAACUGCUUUGGUGUUCAGCGGUGCUGCAUCCGGAUCCAUCACCUCCCUUGCCUUGACACCGAUCGAGCUCAUCAAAUGCAAGAUGCAAGUGCCCUCGGAGCCUUCCAGCGCACGAGUGGGACCCCUCAAGAUUAUAGUCUCUGUUUUCCGCCAGGACGGCGUCUUGGGGUUCUGGCGCGGCCAACUGGGUACGCUUAUCCGUGAGACGGGCGGUGGUGCUGCGUGGUUUGGGGGUUACGAAGGGGUGUCAGCACUUUUCCGUUCAUACCAUUAUUCACCUUCGACAACCUUUUCCUCUGAGGUCGAAUCUGGGUCACUCCCUCUUUAUCAACAGAUGUUGGCCGGAGCAGCAGCCGGUGUCAGCUACAAUUUCCUCUUUUAUCCAGCCGACACAAUAAAGUCGAGAUUGCAGACAGAAGAUAUCAACAACACAUCUAGCAAACGACAGACAUUCGGGGGCGCCGCUAGGGCUCUCUGGCAUCAGCAAGGACUUCGCGGCCUAUAUCGAGGCUGUGGUAUCACUUGUGCGCGGUCUGCGCCAAGCUCGGCAUUCAUUUUUACAGUAUUUGAAGGCCUACGGAGUUACUUUGGAUGAGCGAAUUCGUUAUGUGAUUAGAUUUCAUUUUGAUUCUCGACGAUUUUUUGGCCCAUUUCUGCUUAUUGAUGAUACCUAUGAUUUGUCUAGACUUAGAUUUUCUUGUUUGAUCAUUCGUCUGUUCAACCAAUCUGGCAUUGGGGCCGCGGUCAAAAGUCCGUUGGAGGAAAGAGACAUAGAUUGUCUAUGUGAAUGUACCACACAUCUACCAAAUAGCGCAGGAAUUGUAACGCGGGAAGAAGCUGUGACCAAUAAGUUUGGUGGGGUAGAUAACCUGGAAGACGCCCUGACUCCAAUGUAACAUGGGAAUGUUCCUUGCUCCUCAUUAUCUACCCAGCUUUUGCCUUAAUUUCCUAC